Molecule: messenger RNA, 570 nt
Organism: Peronospora matthiolae
Lineage: Eukaryota; Oomycota; Peronosporomycetes; Peronosporales; Peronosporaceae
Source: the annotation of a GenBank genome assembly
AUGGUUUUUAAAUCCUUGCGAGUUGCUGCUGCAGCAGCAAGAAAGGCGGCUGCACGCAUGCGUGCAGCUGGAGACAGUUCUUCGCAAGCCUCAGCAGUAGUUGAAUCGUCGCCUGUUGUUGUGAAUAGUCCACGUCGUGAGUCAACACAUGCGACAAUUACACCCGCUGUGUCUGCAGAGGGUGGGGCAAAUUGCCAAGCAGAUGAGUCUGAGACAGAGAUCAUCUUUUCUGGCGAGUCGGAUGAUGCAUCCGACUCAAAAGCGACACCACACGCCUCCGGAAAAUCCGGGGCGGAAACUUCAAGAGCUAGGUUGACUGGCUUUGGGAAGCGUGAUGGUAUCAUGCUCGAGAUCUUCGGACCGAGCGAUUGUUCCGACGAAGCCUCUUCUCACGCAAGCCCAUCCAACGAUAGGAUGCGUGGUGAUGUUGGUGAUUCCCUUAAGCAUUACCACGAACGAAGUGACUCGAAAGAUCGAGCUGCCACUGGUGUCAGUGCUCAUGCUGACACCAAUCAUGAGGCCAGGGACCGAGAUGUCCUGCACCACUCUUCGCAAGUGGAGUUUUCUUAA